AUGCCCACCUUCGCCAACGUGGUCAAAGGCGGCGCAGCGGCCGCUGCUGAACCACCGCAACCCGCCUCCACCAAAAUCGCGCCCGCGCUCGAGAAAGCUAUCGAAAAGCCCGUCGUCACCCAGCCCGAGCCGUCUCCGCCGGAUGAUCUACUCCCAGAUAGUGUCCUCGUCGUCAGCAAGCAUCAGCGUCGCGCCCAACGGGCCCUACAAAAGAAGCAGGAGCAGCAGGAGCGCCAACAACAGAAGGCCCAGCCAAAGAAGCCCUUGACUCAGCCGAGGAGGGACCCUGUUCAGGAUGGAGAGAAGUUGCGCGACGAGAAGGAAAAGGAGGAGAAGACGCAGUCUUCUGCCUCGCAGCUCGAAGCCGCUAGUGAAGAUCUGGCCCUCGAUUCUCCCGUCCUCCUUCCGGCUCCGCUCCCAACAGUCAACGCGUGGUUCAAAGAAGCCCAAAAGACGGAGACGGUGGUUGCUGAUGAGGGAAAGGAAGCGACUCCAUUGCCUGAUGCUAAAGAGAAAGAGGUCACUACGGAAGAGCCGCCCAAGGCGCCCGAAAAUACGGAAUGGCCUACGCUCGGUGACGAGUUGGCGGACGAGAAAACGACUAUUGAAACAUCGCCCUCUAGUGAAGGAGUCUCGAAGAAGUCGCCCGAUGAGGCUGGCUCGAAGAAGCCAGGCAAAGGAAACUGGAAGAAAGUUGAAAUAGAGGUUGAGUAUCGUAAGCCGGAAACUCGCCGUAAUACUCACUCACUUAAUACUCGAGCUGAGAAGAAGCUGUCAACAAAUGACGUGCAUGAGGGGGAGUCUGGCAAGAAGGACUCUACCACGGUCACCAAUGCUUCUGCCACCGAGACGAACCGUUCGGCCCCAAAGCACAACACCGGUGCUACGCCUCAGAACUACCGUGCCCCUCCACAGGGAAAAGGCACUGGAUAUGGAGCCUACCAGGUUGCUAACAACAAUAACCGUUACCAACCACGCAACAACUACGUACCGAAGAAGAUGUCGGAUGCUGAACGUCGUGCUCUUGGCCCUCUGCCGGGCUGGGAAGAGAUUCAGGACUGCGAGCCCGACACUGACUACAUGGGAAUGAUGGACGCUCAAUAUAACAAGUACUACCAGAAGGCUGUCGGUCCUCCAUACGACGUGGGACAUCAUCCGAACGAUCCGGCGCUGGAAGCUAUUCGACAUGCCAAGCAACACAUGGCCACUUUUGGAUGCCGUCCGCCUUUCCCGCCGGCUCCGCACUAUCCGGUCGCUCAGCCGAUUUACUACCCGCAGCCAUAUCCAAUGUAUCCGCCGAUGGUUCCCGUACCAUCGCCGCAAACUCCAGUCUUCUACAAUCAAAUGCCGUACAGCCCGGUCCACACCCCGGUGCUGUUCUCGCCAAUGGUUUCGCCAACUAUCGACGUCGGCGCACUCCGCAAGCAAUUGGAAUACUACUUCACCAACGAUAACCUGCAACAGGACUUCUGGCUUCGUCGCCACAUGAAUACUGAUGGAUACGUGCCAAUUGGGAUGAUCAUGCAGUUCCCGCGUGUCCGUCACAUGACGCAGGAUCCUCGUAUCAUCGUGCGUGUCCUGCGUGAAAGUGACAAGGUUGAAGUGGACGAUGCUGGUGAACGAGUUCGCCCGGUCGAGAAUCCAGAAGCUUGGCCGCUCCCGCCAGGGGUCAAUGGCCCCGACACCAAAGAGGGACAGCCGGCGGCUGGUAGAAAAAACUCGUUGCGCAUCCGAAACAAGAAGCCUGAUAUCUUCUCAACUUCACCCGUACGGAAGCCCGACCGUAAGCCAGAGCUGAAGCCGGGAGAGCUGCUUUGUCCAUUCUGCCAGAAACAGGCCAUCAAGAAGAACUCAGCCGGCAUUUGGAAGUGCAACGGUUGCCAACGUGAGUCGUGCAGCGGUGACUACUUCGCCAACGAGGAGCGCCAACGCACGAUCUCUACCUCGUCGGGAAAAGCUAUCAAACAU
Messenger RNA from Mesorhabditis spiculigera, 1968 nucleotides. NCBI's taxonomy places the organism in Eukaryota, Metazoa, Nematoda, Chromadorea, Rhabditida, Rhabditidae. The record is from the annotation of a GenBank genome assembly.